CAGGGCCCACCGGGGCUGCGAACUACCAAGGCGAAGCAUCUGUGGAACCAUCUCAAGAGGAACAGUCAUUGUGUGAAGGUUCAAAUUCAGCUGUUAGCAUGGAACUUUCAGAACCUGUUGUAGAAAACGGGGAGACAGAAAUGUCCCCAGAAGAAUCAUGGGAGCACAAAGAAGAAAUAAGUGAAGCAGAGCCAGGGGUUGGUUCCUUGGGAGAUGGAAGGCCCACAGAGGAAAGUGCCCAGGAGAUGAUGGAGGAGGAAGAGGAAAUACCAAAACCUAAAUCUGUGGUUGCACCGCCAGGUGCUCCUAAGAAAGAACAUGUAAAUGUAGUGUUUAUCGGACAUGUAGAUGCUGGCAAGUCAACCAUUGGAGGACAAAUAAUGUAUUUGACUGGAAUGGUUGACAAAAGGACGCUUGAGAAAUAUGAAAGAGAAGCUAAAGAAAAAAACAGAGAAACUUGGUACUUGUCUUGGGCCUUAGACACAAAUCAGGAAGAGCGAGACAAGGGUAAAACAGUAGAAGUGGGUCGUGCCUAUUUUGAAACAGAAAAGAAGCAUUUUACAAUUCUAGAUGCCCCUGGCCACAAGAGUUUUGUCCCAAAUAUGAUUGGUGGUGCUUCUCAAGCUGAUUUGGCUGUACUGGUAAUCUCUGCCAGGAAAGGAGAGUUUGAAACUGGAUUUGAAAAAGGAGGACAGACAAGAGAACAUGCAAUGUUGGCAAAGACAGCAGGCGUAAAACACUUAAUUGUGCUUAUUAAUAAGAUGGAUGAUCCAACAGUAAAUUGGAGCAACGAGAGAUAUGAAGAAUGUAAAGAGAAACUAGUGCCAUUUUUGAAAAAAGUUGGCUUCAAUCCCAAAAAGGACAUUCACUUCAUGCCCUGCUCAGGACUGACUGGAGCAAAUCUUAAAGAGCAAUCAGAUUUCUGUCCUUGGUACAUUGGAUUACCAUUUAUUCCAUAUCUGGAUAAUUUGCCAAACUUCAACAGAUCAGUUGAUGGACCAAUCAGGCUGCCAAUUGUGGAUAAGUACAAGGAUAUGGGCACUGUGGUCCUGGGAAAGCUGGAAUCAGGAUCUAUUUGUAAAGGCCAGCAGCUUGUGAUGAUGCCAAACAAGCACAAUGUGGAAGUUCUUGGAAUCCUUUCCGAUGAUGUAGAAACUGAUUCUGUAGCCCCAGGUGAAAACCUCAAAAUCAGACUGAAAGGAAUUGAAGAGGAGGAGAUUCUUCCAGGAUUCAUACUUUGUGAUCCUAAUAAUCUUUGUCAUUCUGGUCGCACAUUUGAUGCCCAGAUAGUGAUUAUAGAGCACAAAUCCAUCAUCUGCCCAGGUUAUAAUGCGGUGCUGCAUAUCCAUACCUGUAUUGAAGAAGUCGAAAUAACAGCCUUAAUCUGCUUGGUAGACAAAAAAUCAGGAGAAAAAAGUAAGACUCGACCCCGUUUUGUGAAACAAGAUCAAGUAUGCAUUGCUCGCUUAAGGACAGCAGGAACCAUCUGCCUUGAGACCUUUAAAGACUUCCCUCAGAUGGGUCGUUUUACCUUAAGAGAUGAGGGUAAGACCAUUGCAAUUGGAAAAGUUCUGAAACUGGUUCCAGAGAAAGACUAAACAUUUUCUUGAUGACCCUGCACAAUACUGUGAGGAAAUUUGACUGCAAAAGCCUACUUCACACCACCUUCUUUUAUUUUCUGCCCACUGACAAACCUCUCCCCAUAUUUUGCAAAGACAAAAUUCACAGUGAAAGUCCACAUUAUGUCAGCUUUCUCAUAUUGAGAGCUCUGCUAUGCCACACUGUUGAAUUUUUUUCCCAAGAUUUUUUUCUUCCCCUCUCAAACUCUGCUUCCUUGGACAGAUUUGGCAAUAGCUUUCUAAGUGAUGUGGACAUAAUUGCCUACAAUAAUGAAAACCUACCAGAAAUUUUUUUUAUUUUUCAUUUUCCUUUAGGCAUACUUAAGCCUUUUUCUCCCCAGGCAGAUGAUUCUGAGUGUGCGAGUGUGUGUGCACAUGUUACAAAGACAACUACCAUGUUAAUAAAAUAUUCAAUUUGAAACUCUUUUCGGUAUUUGAAUUGCUUUGAAAUAAUGUUUUUUAUCUGGAUGUAACAUUGUCACAUUAGCUUUUUAACUUUACCAAGUAAUUGAGUAUGUUUUAUUACUUGGACUUUUCUAAACUCUUUCCCUAUCCACUACUUUAAAUGAGGCAUUUACAAGCAAUGCUCAAGUUUGUAUUAAAAGAAAGAAUUAGUUUGACCACUUCUUUUGCUGGGUGUAAUGCAUACUAUACAGGAUCUUUAUGCAGCUGUGACACUGCUUUAUUAGGUCUAUCAGUUAUUUUCUGUCAAUUUAUAUUUUAACAUGAUUUAUUAAACACAGUAAGUGGUUUCAAAAUACAAGAACAGCAUACUGUAGUUUUUAUAAGUAUAAAGCAUAAUAAAAUUGUACCCCUACAAAAAAUUACAUAAACUUGUUAAAUUAGUGGAAUUUACAAUAAAGAAAGCAUGUUGAGAUCUGGCAAAAAUGCCUCCUUUAGUAUUUAUAAGAGCUGCAUGCAUCUAGUAUGAAAACCGUAUCAACUGCAAGUGCCGGUUCUACAAAUUACUUGGUUUACUAUUUUUAUCAUUAAUUUUAAAGGUUGGAUAAUCCUUGCUGGUUAAAGCUAAAUCUCAUCCAGCAAUUAAAUGGACACAUAUUUAGAACCAUCAGAAUCUGCACAGACUAAAGUUAACUGAUUAAGUAGAAUCAAGCACAGUAUAAGUUUUUCUCAAUUACUUAAAAUUGACUGUUUUCUUAAAUACAAAGCUGAAAUUGGCUAAAGUAUGAUUUGGAUGAACCACAAUGUAACAUUGGGGGUUUUUAGAUUGAAGGCUGACUUUCAGCUGUGACUGUAAUGACUUUGAAAUUUUUAAUAAGAAUAAAUGGGAACUGGAAGGGACAACUUCUGGGUUAUUGGAACCUCCCUUGAUUUUGAGUGUUGCCAUUUGUCAAAGACUUGGCCUCUUUUAGACUGGUUUAUCUCUCUAAGUAAGAUACUUUGUUAAUUGUGUACUUAAUGACAUGUCCCUUCCCUGUAAUCUUCCACCUCAAAAAAGAAAAGCCUAGGCAGACUAUUUCUAGUCACAAAACAUAAAAAUUAAUCUAAUCCUGUUUUGUUACUAUAGACUUCCUGUUCAUUUCAUGAAUGAGGCUACAUCUUAUGGACAGAGCAUAGCUACUGUCCUGCAGUUUCCCGUAACUAUACUCAUGGCUAUUAGAGUGCAUGAAAGCUAAAUAAAUUUUAUUAAGUCUGCAAGUCUCUGGGCUUUUAUUUUUCUGGGAUAUGUAGGAGCUUUAAACAUUACAUAAUAACACUUUGUACUUCCAAGUUAAUAAGAAGACUAGCAAUUGCUAGGAUUUUAAUUAAUCUUUAAAAGCUCAAGAGUCAUUUAAAUUAUUUCCAGAUAUAGAUUUCCAUUUUUAAAAAUCAGUUAUGUCUGCCAUUAAAACAUUUACACUUUUAGAAUAUUAUGUGCAUGUUGCCAAGACUCAAGUAAAACAACAUGGAUAUCCACUGUGAAGGGCCUACCUCUAAAAAAUAAAAGAGAAUAAACAUAAGUGUAAUUAUGAAAUAAAAAUUUCAAUGGAUUCUUGCACAUUUAUGCAAAUAAUUAGAUUAUUUAGAAGAAACCUCACUGUAAGUUAACCAAUACCAUACAUUUUGUGAGCUCUGAAGUUCUCUGGGAAGAAUGCUCACUUAAAGCUGACGCAUUUUAAACUCCUCGUUCACUGCCUAGUUACUUGGAUGGGGAAAUGAAAUGUCUGAAGUUAACUGGUAGUGUAUGGAGACGUGGGACCUUUAAAAAGCAAUACAGAUUCCUAUGCUGUCAUUUUGUCUUCUGAGAGUGCAAGUGUGUUUAUAUUGUUGAUUGUAAUGCAAAAAUAGGGUAAUUGGCUGCAGAUUAGGAUAUUAUAGACCUAAAGUUUUUUUCUCUUAUCUUUAGCAUAGAUAUGUUGGAAUCACAGUUUUCUUUGUUUCUUUUUACAUUAAUGUUCUUUAUACAGCUUUCAUGUUAGAUUAUUUAAUUAUAGUUUUUUUAAAUUAAUGAAGUGAAUUUAAGAAAGAUCGAAAUAAACAUCUAAGUAAUUGCCAUUUAAACCCUUAUUUCUAACUGUGUGGGAGAGGAGAAAAUAUAGCAUCUAUUUCUUGUUUUUAAUUUGCAAAUAAGACUUACCCAAUGAGAAUCUGUAAAAUCAAAUCAGAAGAGUUGGACUUGAGUAUAGAAUGCCAUGAAAUUAAGUGACAAAUAGUAAAGUGUUCUUGAAUAAUUAAACCCAUGUAUAUUUGUUUUGAAUUGAAAAUCUUGAAAUAUGUGAUAACUGAAUGUAAAAACUUUGUAAACGAAUACAAGUUGUUCACUGUAACAAGAGCUAAUUCAUACUUGUCUGCUAGUUACAUAAACUGCAAGAACUGCUUUUACAAUAUGGGAUGGACUUUGAAAUGUGAUGCAAGUGAACAUUACUGGCAUCCUCAGCUCAAGUGCUGCAGAUAUUCUGGGUCAUACUUUCAACCAGCAGCAGUUUUGCAACCUAAGCAAAAAGUGAACUUAAAGUCAAAACCUGCUUCCAUGAAGAACUUUUGAAAAACAUCAGCCAAACUGCCUGGCAAUCUUCAGAAACAUUAGUUAUGACUGAAAUUACCCCAUGGUCUUGGAUGGCUAUUCCACAUGACAGCACUCUAGCACCUUUCCUCACUGCUAUGGACUCCCUCCUGGGCCGCUGCUUCAUGGAUGACAGCUUCAUUGCUUUGGGUAGGGAUUUAAGGUAGACGAGGGACAGUUUUUAUUACAGCUCUUAACAUCAGGCAACUUUCAACUUCUAAAAAACCCUUUGUGAAAAUUUGGUAGCAGCACUAUAGCUCUGUUUAUAGGACGAUUUUAAAUGUUCAGUGUUGACCUAUCUUACAGAAUAAACUGUGCCAUUAAUCCUCUCACAGACCUAUGUAAGGUAGAUAGCAAUCAACAGAAUUUAGGGGACCAUUUUCUGUCUCCAAACAAUAUGGCUUAUAUUUCCUCCAGCUAAUUUUUCAGUGAUUCUAGCAGAUGCCAUCUAAUACAUUUAUGAUCUUGUUUGUUUAUCUAGAGAUCUUGCCAUGGCAGCAACUUGUUAAAUAAAUAAAUGUAAUUACACAUGCACAAUUUAAAGACAGUAGAUUUAAAUUUAACAGUCAGUUGGUUAAAUUAGAUUUCAUAGUAAAUGGAAUAGGAAGUGUUUCUAUUUUCCUGUAGUCUUGGAUUCCAUUUGAACCAGUUUACUGCUGAAUUUUAGAUAGGGUAGGUCUGGUUCAACUUGUGAUGGUUUUGGCUCUAGGAUAUUCUUGAGUUUCCAUAUCCUAGGACAUAUUGAGUCUUCCCUUUAGUAAAUACUUUUCACAUACCUCUAAUCCUAUGCUUCCUUGAAACAAUAAUGUGCUAGCUGAGUUGCUCACUAAGGAAAUGUUAUAAGGGCCUGAAGGUGUGGGAGUGUUGGAGUGUUCUCUACAAUAAAGGAGAAACAGAUAGGCACCAUGUCUGAUUAGGCAGAAAAUUAGACAGGAUUUCUUAAGCGACUUUUGGAAUGGUAGUUGUCUUUUCUGCCAUGUCACACAUGCCACUGCCCUUUAGAACUUAACGUGGAAACCUCAGGUCUGUGGACAGCAAAGGUAGAGUGACAUUUUGUGCUUCCUGAGGCUCCCCUCUGCCAACAUUAGCUCAGUGCUUCAGAUGUCAGCCCAAGUCCCUACUACCUCUUUCUGCUGCCCGGGAAGAGAGUUUGUGCUGGAGCUGGAGCUCCUGCACUCCUCAGGUGAUCAUCCACAUGCAUUAGCUGAAACUGAGGUCUGAGCCCAGUAGGUCUGCAUUUUAAGCACUCAGAUGGGGCUCUCAGAAACUGACCCAUCUCUUUGUUAAACUACUUUCUUCUCUUUGUUCUAAAGGAAACAUGGAUCUCUCUCAGGCCAGGAUUUAGUGACUAGUUUUCACUAGACAGCAGGUUAAUACCUAGCUCUCAUUUUUUUAAAAGCAGAAUUAAAGGGAACUGAUUAGGUUUGCUGGAUUUUAAACCUAAUUCCAAAGCAUGGCAGAAUGCUCUAGGUAGGAAUUAUGGGAACCCAAGGUAAAGAAACCUCUCUUAUGAUUUGUAGCUACCUACUGUGCCUGACUUGGUGCCUGUGUGAGGAUUAAUUAAGCCCCUAGUCUGCUCUUGGAAUUAUUCAAAUGACUGAAGUUUAAAAAAUUUGCUUUUGUAAUAACAAUAAAAAUUGUCAUCUUCCCUUUUGAA
This is a messenger RNA of Vicugna pacos (alpaca), 6280 nucleotides long. RefSeq names its product G1 to S phase transition 1 (gene GSPT1). Lineage: Eukaryota; Metazoa; Chordata; Mammalia; Artiodactyla; Camelidae. The record is from RefSeq and is a predicted model, not a curated record. Gene Ontology annotation, molecular function: GTPase activity; GTP binding.